Molecule: messenger RNA, 4269 nt
Organism: Mizuhopecten yessoensis (Yesso scallop)
Lineage: Eukaryota; Metazoa; Mollusca; Bivalvia; Pectinida; Pectinidae
Exons: 8
Coding region: 590-1681 (363 amino acids)
Source: RefSeq, a predicted model, not a curated record
UCUACUUUGUUGUGAAGACACAAACUGAUACAGUAGAGCCGAGGAAAGCUCCGAUAGUUCUUUCAGGUGUUAUACUGGCAAUAUAAACAUCCCCUGUUCUCCUGGCACCCAGGCUGCUCAGCUACAGGGUCAGAGCUACAGAGGCUGGAAAACCCAGGAUUGUGGAGGAGAGCCUCAUCACUAUCUUAUAACAACUAGUAAUUAGCAUUGUCUAAUCAUAAUUAGACACCUGUAAUUAUCGACAGCUGGGAGCCUACAUACAGGUGACCAGUUGUCCUGGGAAAUCACACGGAUCUAUAAAAGCACGUCACCUGUACCACGGGAUGCUGAGCUAGGCUGUCGAAGUGAACGAGCCAGCGUACCUGUGUGUCAUACCUUUGUGUGUUGUAUUAAGGACACCUCUUAUUGACAUUGUAGUGAACCAUUUUACUACGACAGUUUAAAAGGACAAUCGAUAUAUUUGUGGAUAUCUUUGACCUUGAAUUAAAUUGGUGUGCCUGUAUUUUCUGAUAAAGGUAGAAAUACAGAGGACCAUGCGUACUGAUUAGACCCAGCACAAAACUUACCACAACAGUUCACAAAAUCAACCAUGGAAUAUUCACAGAAAAUCAUCAGUGUGGCCAUACUUUCAUUCACCAUGAUUGUACAAUGUAUGGCAGGUACACCCAUGUCAGCCAGUGCAUGCUUCGCCCAGAAGUCACUGACGUUUAAGUGUGGAUAUGGUUACAUGUUACGGAUUACUCGCACACUGUACGGACACAACUCCGCCGGACUGUGCAGUCUCCAGCCCGGAGACUGUGUGGAAGAGGAACGCAAACUCUACCCCUGUGUGGGGCGCGAAUCCUGUUCCAUAAACCUCCCCAGUGGGGGUGUUGGCAGAGUUAUCUCCUCCUGCAACAAACCUAGCAACUACUUCCAUGUGGAAUAUGAGUGCAUCCCAGUGUCGGACACAAAAAAUAUCUGUGACUCUCCUGUGAUCACAGCCCAGCAGGGUUACAUUAUCACCCCGGGUUACCCCAACAACUACGGGUCCAACAUCAACUGUACAGCACGCAUUCAGGUGGAGAGCUACCAACACCUCCAGCUCUACAUCCUUGACCUUGACCUUGAGAUGGCCAGCAGCACAUGUUCCGACUUUAUGCUUGCUCAGGACACCAUACAGUCUCUUACCCUCUGUGGUAAACGCGGGAACGAGCCAAGUCCUGUCUCCUGGAAAAACCUUACACUUCGACUGUCAACCAACAGUAGAAACAACUACAAGGGAUUCUGGCUGUACUAUGAAGCCACACCAGCACUGACAACCACCACUCAGCGACCAACCUCGCCUAUGGCAACCAAUCACAAGACACCACAGCCAGUGGCACCAAGUAGUACCACAGGGGAGCACACUCUGUCACCAAAGCACAUCAUCCCCAUCACCAAGACUGUCAACAAUGUCAAUGUGGAUAAAGCAAAAACAUUGCCGUUCGCUGCCAUCGUAGGCGGAGUCAUCGGUACACUAAGUUUUGUGUUGGUCAUCCUGUUGGUUCUCCUCAUUGUCAAAUGGUCACGAGAGAGGAAGAGGAGGAGGGAUAAGAACCAGUUUAUUGAGGUACAAAAUCCAGGCUACAGAAACAGCAACGAGUUUCAACAGAACGCAAUCCCGCGGACGGACGUUUGUUACAACUACGUUGACUGUUGAGAGGAAAUCAGCAUUUUUUCCCCUUGUGAUCUCACAUAUGAUGGAGCAGCGAGAUUUGAUCUCCCAUCAUCACACACAAACUAAGUGCAGCUACAACUUUUACAUGUGACCUUGAUCAUGACCUUGGAUCUAAUCCAGCCAAUCAUAUCAUCAAUAUUCCAUUUCACAAAGGAGGACAAGUGAAAGAAAAGUGUAUAAUGUACCGUACAAUGGAAGAGGUGACUUCCAAAACUUUUCAUCAAAGGACAAUAUUUUAUAUUACUGAGUAUUACAUUGACUAACAUGAUUUCCUGCCUACAGUGGUUAAAACACAAACAGUUACAAGUAUGAAUUGUGUGCUGGAACAGUAGAUUUUAGGAAUUAUGUAAAAAAGACAAGAUUUUUUUCUGUGAUAAAAAAGUGCCGUUUUUUUAUCUGUGUUUUCUACCUGAGUAAACACAGGUGAGUUAGGACUGAUGACUCUACCUGAGAGUUUGAACUAGAGGGAGGAGUAGAUUGACGGGUAAAAUCCAUACACCUGAGCUGACGGCGUUACCAGGUGACUACACAAUACCUGAUGUGGUGUACCCAUCUUUCUCUGUUCGGUAAAACGGUUACAAGGUUGUGCAAUGUUGACUACGGAACCACACGUUGAUAAGUGAUGUGCAAUAACACUCUAAAUAAUGAUUUUUCUAAUUUAUUCAUUGUAUAUAGACUCAUGUUCAAUAUUUCAUGGUGUGUAUAGCUAGUGUACAGUGCUAGAUAUACCAAGCCUAUAGCUUAUAUAUCAAUAUUCCACAUACUCUCACACAUCAAGGUUGGCUAUUUAUCAGUUAUAUGAUUACACUCCACUUUUAUAUCUAUCUAAUUUCUCUGAUCUUUUUUCACCUAUCUGUCCCUAUUUUCAAAAUAUUCAGCUUUGAAAGUUUUAUUAAAUUUGUUCUAAUAAUAUUUUUUUUCAGAAUCCAAAAUCCAGAAAUGCAAAUAACCCUGAAAACUAUGCAAAACAUCAAUAGGAUUUUGGAAUUUAUAUGUUUUAAUAUUUUUUUUAACUCUGAUAUAAAUUUGUUGCUAGGCAAUUAUCUGUAAAGCGCACAUAUCUUGAUUGGCCAGUAACAUUUAAUUCAUUGAUGUUGAUACCUGGACAAACUAAAUCAUAAUUGAUUAUUCCAUGCAUACAUCAUUCUGGAUUUUUCUGUUUCCACAGAGUUUAUGUAAACAGAGUUGACACACUAAUUUAUUAUUGAUGUUAUAAAUUAGCUUUGUCCACAUAAUCAAUCAGUAAUUGAAUAUCAACAUAUUUUGUUAAAUAACCAAAUUUCUAUUCAUGUAUUAUCAUUUUUGUUGGAAAAGAGUCCUGUUUCAAAACAUGGAUUCAAAUCAAAUCAACUGAAACAAAAAAAACAUCAGAAUUUUACAUAUUAUUUAGUGCUGAGAUAGGUUAUUUUUUGCAAAUUAAAAUUGUGGUAGGGUGGAUAUAGUGUACUGGGGAGAUAUAGGAAGUGACCAUGACUGUGUGUUACAAUGUAACAUGUAUAUGUAUGUAUUAGGUGCCUGGGGAAUGUUCUCUGUGUGCCUCUGUAUAACGAUGGUAUGACAAUGACACCUAACUCAGUAAUUAGGCAUUCGUUAAAAUUUUUUUACAAACAUAGCAAGAAUCAGUUUGAUUAUGAACGAUACUGUGCUUUGCCCAAAAGCUGCUGUGUCUUGGGAUGAGCCUAUAAUUUCUGGGCUUCUAUAUAUAAUCACUUUUACACUGCUGUCUAAAACAUAAGCACAUGUGAGAACAUUUUCGGGACGAUCGUCUGUGAUACACUAGUGUUUUAUUUCGUUUGGUUUCAUCUAGUCCUAAUCUAUUGAAUUAAGGUAUGCCAGUGCUGACUACAAUAUAUACACCACUUAUUAGACUAUAUUUGAUGCACAUGGCAUUUAAUUUAUUGAGAAUCACAUUCAUGCAUGCACAUGUUCUAGAUUAGAACAUUCAUUUCCAUUCCAUAAGCCAUUCCCCGACUCUAAUGGAAAAUCUCCAAAUUGUGUAACAUACAACUUGGCUGUUUCUAGAUCUCUUUGUUUUGAUAAAUCCUUAAACAAGAGGAAUCUUGUGUUAUUUUUUAGUCAUAAUUUAAUAAGAUCUAAUUUUCCUUAAAAACAAGUUGCAAAAUUUCUAUCCAAUAAUUUGUUUAUAAUAAUUAAUACAUAAUGGGUAGUAAAUGAAGAAAAAUGAGAUAAUCAAAAACAUACACGUAAAAUGGCAUCAUGUUAGCUACGCUAGUAGUUGUUACUUACAGAUAUAUAUAUAUAUAUAACGACAGAGAGAGAGAGAGAGAUAGAAAGAGAAAGAGAUAUAUGGAGAGAGACAGAUCAGGAAGUAGGAGCAGAGAGAGAAAGCAAGGAGUGAGUAAAAUGUAUUAAAGAGUUAAUAAAUUAUCAUAAAAUUAAUUAUUUGUGUUAAAUUAAAAUUUGAGUAUUUAUUAUUAUGAGACAUUUGAUGUACAUGUAUUAAAUAAUUUAAAUAAUUUAACUUGUUGCUGUAUGAACAUCUUUGCAAGGCCAAAAGAUGGGGCACAGUAUUUAUAUGUCAUGAAAAUUAAUAAAAAAUCAUAUAAAAC